Messenger RNA from Xiphophorus couchianus (Monterrey platyfish), 1659 nucleotides. RefSeq names its product NIN1 (RPN12) binding protein 1 homolog (gene nob1). Gene Ontology annotation, molecular function: RNA endonuclease activity. Gene Ontology annotation, biological process: maturation of SSU-rRNA; ribosomal small subunit biogenesis. Bases 56 to 1438 code for a protein of 460 amino acids. The record is from RefSeq and is a predicted model, not a curated record. Gene Ontology annotation, cellular component: preribosome, small subunit precursor. Lineage: Eukaryota; Metazoa; Chordata; Actinopteri; Cyprinodontiformes; Poeciliidae. The transcript is spliced from 10 exons.
AUCGCUGUUUCCUCGCCUCUGAUUGGCCACUGCAUCUGCUGCUCCCCAAACCAAGAUGGCGCCGACCCUGGUGGAGCAUGUUGUCGCGGACGCUGGAGCGUUUUUAAAGCAAGCCCAGCUGCAGGAGUUUGGCCAGAACAUCUACACCCUGCGGGAGGUUCUGGACGAGAUCCGGGAUAGAACCACCCGGAGGAGUCUGGCCGUCCUGCCGUACCAGCUGACCUUCAGAGAGCCGAACCCGGAGCACAUCAGAACCGUGACAGAGUUCUCCAAGAAGACUGGCGACUACCCCAGCCUGUCCGCCACUGACAUCAAGGUUCUGGCUCUGACCUACCAGCUGCAGCUGGAGCACGUCGGGUCACAGAACCUCAAGGCGGAACCGGACCUGAAGGUGACCAUCCAGAGCACACAGCACCACCCAGAGGCUCCGGUCCACGUUGCGGGCUUCCAUCUUCCCUCAAGGAGGACCGUGGACACUACGAAUACCGGACACACUCGGUCGGAACCAUCCACUCAGACAGACCUGGACCAGUUCAACAGCUUCCAGUUCUGGAGGCAGCCAUUGCCGAGCCUCCAGGGAGACCUGCUGGACCUGCUGGAUCCGACCGACCCGGAUCAGCAGCCAGACAUCCCGGCAUCCUCAGAGACAGACGAAGACUUCAGCAGCUUCCGGUUCUGGAGAGACCCAGUUCCCAGCGUGGACCAGGACCUGCUGGCCCUCGUGGAUGUGGGCGGAGCCUCAACCCAGGUGGAGGAGAGGAGGGCGGAGCCAGGGCUGGGAGAGGACCAAUCAGACAACGAUGAUGAUGAUGAUGAUGGCUGGAUCACUCCCAGCAACAUCAGGCAGGUGAAGAUGGAGUCGUCUGAUUGGACGGAGGCAGCUGAUGUCAGAGUGGGGUGCCUGACCACCGACUUCGCCAUGCAGAACGUUCUGAUCCAGAUGGGCCUCCAUGUUCUGUCCGUCGGCGGCCUGGUGAUUCGCCGCGCCCGCAGCUACAUCCUGCGGUGCCACGCCUGCUUCAGGACGACCAGCAACAUGAGCAAAGCGUUCUGCCCUCACUGCGGCAACCAGACCCUGAAGAAGUUGGCGGUUACCGUUGGCAAUGACGGCAGCAUCCAGAUGCACUUCUCCAAGAACCCCAAGGUCAUGAACCCCCGAGGAACCAGGUACUCGCUGCCGCUGCCUCGCGGCGGGAAGCACGCCGCCGACCCCCACCUGGUGGAGGACCAGCGCUUCCCGCAGCAGCGGCUCUCCAGGAAGGCCCGGCAGAAGACGGACGUGUUCGACCCGGACUACUUGGCCGGAGCGUCGCCGUUCUGCCAGAACGACGUCUACAGCCGCGCCGCCAACCUGCAGAUCCGUGACGGGGAGAGCGGCGCUGGCCGCAGGCGGGCCAACCCCAACGCCGCCCGCAGGAAGUUCCUCAAGAAGAAGUGAUGGAACCAGGUCCAGCUCGGUUCUGGACUUUGGUUUCAGAUCAUGAAAAUGAAUUUCUCUCUUUGCGUUCUGCUCAUAUUUUCAAAACUCUGAACUAAACUUGAACAUCUGGGUUCACUUGUAGGACUUUUCUAGAACCCGUUUCAGUUCUUGGAUCAGAACCUCCUGGCUAAAUAAAUGCUUCGUUAUUUUUAUUAUUACUAUUAAAUUUAGUUUGAAUG